Molecule: messenger RNA, 3010 nt
Organism: Pan troglodytes (chimpanzee)
Lineage: Eukaryota; Metazoa; Chordata; Mammalia; Primates; Hominidae
Product: protein SET-like
Exons: 1
Coding region: 1610-1909 (99 amino acids)
Biological process (GO): nucleosome assembly
Cellular component (GO): nucleus
Source: RefSeq, a predicted model, not a curated record
AUAUUUGAAAUCUGAUGUUGACCUCAGCUUCUCCAGAAAAGAGUCUUAUUAGGAAGGAGGGGAAUGGAGAAGAGGGGGAGGAGAUGUCCGUUUCGCAGCACAGAAUCUGGCCACAAAGGUGGGAUUAGCAAACUCCUGUGGGAGAAGCUCCGGACACUGCAGACAGAGCGGGUUUACCGGGGAGGCACUGUCCACAAAGUCGCUCAGCACACAUAGAUGUUUCGGGUGCACAACAAACUUUCCCACAGUAUAUAGGACUCUUGAUGAGACAAAACGAUUACUCAAUGUGAGCUAGUUCAUAAGUAUUACUUAUAUGUCACAGCCUUUUCACAUUCGAAUCUCUGAUCUCGCUUUUCAAAAAAAAACUUUGUAAACAGCUCUAUUAAGGUAUGAUCUACAUAUCAUAACUUUCAUUUAUUAAAAGUUAUUUUUGGCAAAUUUACAGAGUUAUGCAACAGUCACCACAAUCAAUUAGAACAUUUCCAUCACUCUAGAAAGAUUCCUCAGGCUCAUUUGCCUCACUCUCCAUUCUUACCUCCAGCCCCAGGCAACUACUAAUCUACUUUCUGUCUCUCUAGGAAGCAAAGAGCAAGCUGAGCUGGAGAUACAUUUACUUUGGGUUUAGUGGGAUAUUUUUGUGUGGUUCAUGGUCAUUUCUAUGUAUUGUUAAGAUAUUGCUAGCCAUGCCCACGUAGGAAUGGCUUCCAGGAAUACUCCUGUUAUCCACUGGGCCUCCCACUUUGAUAGAAUUUUAAUGGUAAAUAGAGAAGGAUAUUCCUUUCCCUAUUCUGUCUCCAGGUCCUGGACCUCCAUUGCUAAUAGAGUAUUAAAGAACUCUGUACCCAAAUGAGAGUACACAUUAUUUCAAACACAUAUGGAUGAUUCACAAUGUAAUGCCCACAUGGUGGGCCUCAAAGGGAAUCUCAAAAAUGACCUUAAACUUGCUAACAUAUAAGCUAUGUUCAUGAAAUUAAAUAUAAGAAAUUGGAGUUUUCUGCCUGCUUCCUGAAGAGCAAGGAGACUGGUGGUCUGGUUCUUGGGCUUCCCUAGCAGCAUGGCCCCCAAAUGCCAGUCUUCCCUCCUGUCUUGAAAGAAGACACCAAGACCACCUCCUGUUCUGAGACCAGAGGAGACUUCGGCCUCUGUAGGCUUGCCAAAGAAGGGCGAAAAAGAACAGCAAGAAGCAAUUGAACACAUUGAUGAAAUACAAAAUGAAAUAGACAGACUUAAUGAACAAGACAAUGAGGAGAUUUUGAAAGUAGAACAGAAAUAUAACAAACUCUGCCAACCAUUUUUUCAGAAGAGGUCAGAAUUGAUCUCUAAAAUCCUAAAUUUGGGGGUAACAACAUUUGGCAAUCAUUUACAAGUGUCUGCACUGCUUGGGAAGAAAAACGAAGAGACGUUGCAUUAUUUGACCAGAGUUGAAGUGACAGAAUUUGAAGAUAUUAAAUCAGGUUACAGAGUAGAUUUUUAUUUUGAUGAAAAUCCUUACUUUGAAAAUAAAGUUCUCUCCAAAGAAUUUCAUCUGAAUGAGAGUGGUAAUCCAUCUUCAAAAUCCACUGAAAUCAAAUGGAAAUCUGGAAAGGAUGUGACGAAACGUUUAAGUCAAAUGCAGAAUAAAGCCAGCAGGAAGAGGCAGCAUGAGGCACCAGAGAGCUUCUUGACCUGGUUUACUGACCAUUCUGAUGCAGGGGCUGAUGACUUAGGAGAGGACAUCAAAGAUGAUAUUUGGCCAAACCCAUUACAGUACUACUUGGUUCCCCAUAUGGAUGAUGAAGAAGGAGAAGAUGAUAAUGAGGAGGAGGAGGAGGAAGGAUUAGAAGACACUGAUGAAGAAGGGGAUGAAGAUGAAGGUGAAGAAGAUGAUGAUGAAGGGCAGGAAGGAGAGGAGGAUGAAAGAGAUGACUAAUAGAAUACUGAUGGAUUCCAACCUUCCCCUUUUUAAAUUUUCUCCAGUCCCUGGGAGCAAGUUGUAGUCUGUUUUAUUUUGUUUUGUUUUUGCCUCCUGUGCUCAGUCGCCCUAUUCUUGAGGUCUCUUUUCUCUACACUUAAUUGGGGGAAGUAUCUUGAGCAGACUACAUUGAGAAAAGAGUCUCUACCCCUUUCUGUUCGAAAUUCAUUUUUAUCCCUUCCUGUCUGAAUAAAAACUGUAUGGAAUCAACACCACCAAGUUCUGUGGGAAAAAAGAAAAACCUGCUCCCUUCGCUCUGCUGGAAGCUGGAGAGUGCUAGGCUCCUGCGUAGCAGUGCAUAGAAUUCUAGCUUCUUGCCUCCUUUCUCUGUAUAUUGGGCUCAGAAAGUACACUGUGUGUCUAUGUGAAUAUGGACAGUUAGCACUGACCAACAUGUAUCUAUUUUCUCUUGUUUAAAAAAAAGAAAAAAAAAACUUUUAAAAAUGGGGUUGGCUGGGUGCAGUGGCUCACGCCUGUAAUCCCAGCACUUUGGGAGGCCGACGCGGGUGAAUCACCUGAGGUCAGGAGUUCGAGACCACCCUGGCCAACAUGGUGAAACCCCGUCUCUACUAAAAAAAUACAAAGAUUAGUUGGGCGUGGUGGCAGUCACCUGUAAUCCCAGGUACUCGGGAGACUGAGGCAGGAGAAUCGCUUGAACCCAGCAGGCGGAGGUUGCAGUGAGCUGAGAUGCGGUUGGUUGCAUUAACUUCUACUUCCUGCCAGUUAGCCCUUACUCUGCUUUUUUUUCCCUUUAGCAUUUAAUCAUUACCUGACAUAUUACAUACUUUUAAAAUCUGUCUCCCCCAACUGGAAUGUAAGCUCCAUGACAGAAGGGACCUUGUCUGUUUUGUUCACUGCUCUAUCACCAGCACCUAAGUAGUAGGUUCUCAAAUAUCUGCUGAAUAAAUUUAAUAGAUCAAUAAUAAAACAGGACUUUAAAACUACAACCACCUUUAGGCUGGGCACAGUGGCUCACGCCUAUAAUCCUAGCACUUUGGGAGACCGAGGUGGGUGGAUUGCCUGAGCUCAGGAGUUUGAGAACAGCCUGGGCAACAUGGU